AUGGAUCCAUCUCUGUCAUUUGAUGGUCGUAGUUGUUCAACAAAGCUUUCAGGAAACACACUCCAGUUUGGAUGCAUUGAAGCGUUUGUGCACAGGAGACAGGCAGGAGGUCACCCUCCAGGUGAAGAUAUCCCCGCUGCAACCGCCGCCUCUGAGGGAGACUACCAGCACGAUCAUCUGACUGAGGAGUCGCUGUCCAAUGAUGAGUACGAGUGCACCUCCCCUGAUGACAUCUCCCUGCCGCCACUGUCUGAGACUCCUGAGUCCAAUCUGGUUCAGUCAGAGAACGACCUGGAUGAUGGUUGCUGCUUCAGCUCACACGUCAACCAGUACAGCCACCAGUCACACUCCCAGUCCCAACAGCACGGAGAUACGUUCCACCACCACUACCACAGACACCGGGAGUGGGUCUCUAGCCAGACGGAGAGCUACCCGUCCCCCACCGGUGGCCUGGGUGCCGCCAAGUUCCGAUCCGAGUCCUCCUCGUUUGUCCACAGUCCGCUGACCGUGCCCGCGCCAAACCUGGUCUCCAGCACGAUCUCCAGCAUCCUCAAGAGCAAACCGAGCGCCCCGCCGAAUGUGCAUCCUGCCGACGGCGCCACAGUUGGCCACCACCAACACCAACACCAACCCCACAACCACAACCAGCAGCAGCAGCAGCAGCAGCAGACCGCCCACUCAGUGCAUGAGAGCCGCGUGAAGACCCAGGAGUGUGUGCAUGAGCCCCGGUUGGGCCGAGGGGCUGCCCCUCGCGCUGGUAACACGCAUGCCCCCCCUUCCCUAUUAACCCCUGAGCAGGACCCAGAUGUUUGCAAGCCCACGGCCAUCCGUGAGGAGAUCAGGCUGCCCUCCUAUGGCAGAGGCCUCGUGGGGGGGAACCUGGCAGGCCAGGGCCCUAACUUCUCCAAACACAUAUCUAAUGCCACGGUAAUGGAGGGGUCGCCAGUGACCCUGGAGGUGGAAGUAACUGGAUUUCCUGAGCCAACUUUAACAUGGUUCAAGAAUGGACAAAAACUCACUGCUGACGAGCACGUAGAACUAUCCCAAAAAGAAGGCAAACAUGCCCUGUUCAUAAAGAGAGCUGCUGAGAGUGACGCUGGCCUCUAUGUCAUUGAGGCCACCAACUCAGGUGGCACCGUGACGUCCACUGGCGUGCUGCAGGUGACAGUGAGUGGAGACAGCCCCCACUUCCUCUCAAGGCUGGAAGACAAGGAUUUGUUAGUGGGAGACGACCUGACCCUGGAGUGCGUCAUCUCAGGAAGACCUGUCCCUCAAGUGCUCUGGCUGAGAGAUAACAAAGUUUUGGCUUACGGAGAAAGCAGGGCUGAGAGCCAAAGUGAUACCCAUGUCCUGUUAAAAAAGGGUGUCGAGUCCUCAGAUUCUGGAGAAUAUGUUUGUGUGUUGAAAAAUGAUUUUGGAGAGGACUGGUGCUCUGCAAAAGUGGUUAUCAAAGAGAUGGGGCAAGGUGUCACAAAUCCUGGCUCCCCAGAUCAACAUCAUGGACAAGUUGUCACUUCAACUAAAGAACACAUUUAUGAAGAUCAAGGACAAAGAUUAGAGUGCAGAGACCAGGAGUAAGGAUAAACAAGACACACGUGUAUUUAACCAUAUACAAAACAGCACCUCAAGUUAUAUGGUUGAACACUGUGCUCUUCUAGACAUAAUCUUUCUACCAGCUUUUAUAAACAAUUUGAAAUGAGAUGUUAUUUUUCUUGACUGGAUUUCUGUAGUUGU
Sardina pilchardus (European sardine) is the source of this 1734-nucleotide messenger RNA. RefSeq names its product coiled-coil domain-containing protein 141-like. Lineage: Eukaryota; Metazoa; Chordata; Actinopteri; Clupeiformes; Clupeidae. Gene Ontology annotation, molecular function: protein kinase activity. The transcript is spliced from 6 exons. The coding region runs from base 1 to 1578 and encodes 525 amino acids. The record is from RefSeq and is a predicted model, not a curated record.